Molecule: messenger RNA, 2220 nt
Organism: Syngnathus typhle (broad-nosed pipefish)
Lineage: Eukaryota; Metazoa; Chordata; Actinopteri; Syngnathiformes; Syngnathidae
Product: sodium- and chloride-dependent neutral and basic amino acid transporter B(0+)-like
Exons: 15
Coding region: 142-2022 (626 amino acids)
Biological process (GO): sodium ion transmembrane transport
Cellular component (GO): membrane
Molecular function (GO): L-proline transmembrane transporter activity
Source: RefSeq, a predicted model, not a curated record
GAGGAGCAGAUAAGUUUGUUGAAUCCUUUAUUUGAAGGAUAAUAAAAUCGACUUUUGGGGCUGCUGGUGGAUAGCAUUGAAGACGUAAAUUUUUCCGAUCAGUUUCACUUUUAACCACUUGGAAGCAGCUGCAACAAUAAAAUGUGGAAAUCUAACAUCAACCCUCCCAAAGACGCGCCUAUUCUAACAGAUCAGGAUCCUCCUGCGGUUGAUGGCGGUGAUGAGAAUCCAGAGCGAGGAAACUGGGCCAAUAAGACAGAAUACAUCCUCUCUUUGAUUGGUUACACAAUCGGUCUGGGAAAUAUAUGGAGAUUUCCUUAUUUGACCUACAAACACGGCGGGGGUGCCUUUCUGAUUGCCUACUUGACAAUGUUGGUUUUAUUCGGGACUCCACUUUACUUCCUAGAAGCUGCCGUUGGUCAAUUCUCCAGUCAAGGAGCAGUCAAUGUAUGGAGAGCCGUGCCUCUACUUCAGGGGGUCGGCAUCGGAAUGAUCAUUUUAACCGGGCUGAUGUCGAUCUACUACAACGUCAUUGUGUCCUAUGGCAUCUUCUACCUGUUCGCCUCCUUCCAGUCUCCUUUGCCGUGGCACGUGUGCCAAAGCUCAGCCGAUACAAACUGCAGCGACGCAUCUUUAGUACAUUGCAAUACAAGCAGUGCUUUAGCGGCCAACUGGACUCAGGACAACAGAACUUGCACUCCAUCUGACAAGAUAACACUUGGAGCCCAGAGCGCCAGCGAGCAGUACUGGAAUCGCGUGGCUCUGCGGAGAUCCAGUAAUAUCGAAGAGACGGGUCCAAUAGUUUGGCACUUGGCUCUCUGCUUGCUGCUGAGCUCCAUCCUUGUUGCUGCAGUACUCAUCAAAGGGAUCAAGUCAUCAGGAAAAGUUAUGUAUUUCACCUCUUUGUUCCCGUAUGUGGCGCUUGUGAUCCUGCUGAUCAGAGGAGCGACACUCGAAGGAGCCAGAGAUGGCAUCGAUUUCUACAUUGGAGCUAACUCCAACCUAACAAAACUGACAGAAGCAGAGGUCUGGAAAGAUGCGGCAACUCAGACGGCGUUUUCUCUCUCGAUUGCUAGUGGGGGACUUAUAACUCUUGCUUCUUAUGGCAAGUUCCACAACAAUAUGUUCAUCGACUCUAUGGCUAUAAGCUUCAUCAACCAUGCAACAAGUAUCUUAGCAGGCUUUUCCAUCUUUUCCAUUUUGGGUCACAUGUCCUACAUCUACCAAGUUCCUAUUGACGAAGUGGUGAACGACGGAUUCGGCCUGGCGUUCAUUACAUAUGCAGAAGCCCUGACCAAGCUUCCCAUUUCCACUUUUUGGUCAAUCAUCUUCUUUUUCAUGAUAUUUGUCAUUGGCCUGGACUCUCAGUUCACAAAUUUAGAGGUGGUCUCCACCAGCAUCACUGAUGCCUUCCCGAAAUCAAAGCGGGCCUACGUAAGCUUUGGUUGUUCCUGUAUCGUCUUUUUAUUAGGCCUGCCAUUAGUCACAGAGGCGGGAAUAUAUUGGGUCAGUCUAAUGGAUGCCUUUAUUGCAAAUUGGGUACUGCUCGUUUUGGCUCUGAUGGAGCUCAUUGGCUUCAUCUACAUAUAUGGUAUGAACCGAUUAAUUGAAGACCUUGAGAUGAUGAUUGGGAAAAAGAGCGUCUGGUUCUGGCUAUGGUGGAAAGCAUGUUGGUUCGUUAUCAGCCCGUGUAUCCUGUUGGCCAUUCUGGUGUGGUCUCUUAAGUCUUUUGAGGCCCCCAACUAUGGAGGAGUAAAGCUCCCAACUUGGGCGGUGGCAUUGGGUUGGUGCCUAGCUGCUCUACCACUCGUAUGUAUCCUCAUCACUGCAGUUUAUAAGCUGAGCAGAGCAGAAGGAAAUCUUUGGAAGCGCAUAAAGUCACUGUGCUACCCUUCGGAGGAAUGGCACCCUUUUCUGGACAUCCAUCGAGGAGAACGCUAUUCAGAGGAAAACCGCAGGAAAAAAGCCUCAAAAGCAACAGAUGGUGAACAAAUGUCAAUGGCGGUGUUCAGUAGUAUGUGACAAUACGGAAACGUGACACUAUUUAUGAAAUUUGAACUUGAAGUGAAAAGAUGAACAUUUCUACACCCUCUGCCAAUCCUUCCUUUCUUAUCACUGAAUUAAAAUAUGCCAGCAGAAUACGUGACAAAAGGAGACAUGCAUUUCAAGACUACACCUCAUAUUCAUGUCUAUAUGUACAGUUGUUGUAUCAUAAUUACA